Molecule: messenger RNA, 808 nt
Organism: Odontomachus brunneus
Lineage: Eukaryota; Metazoa; Arthropoda; Insecta; Hymenoptera; Formicidae
Gene: RpS9
Product: 40S ribosomal protein S9
Exons: 4
Coding region: 176-757 (193 amino acids)
Biological process (GO): translation; positive regulation of translational fidelity
Cellular component (GO): cytosolic small ribosomal subunit
Molecular function (GO): rRNA binding; structural constituent of ribosome
Source: RefSeq, a predicted model, not a curated record
GCUGUUAAUAUCGGGUUUGCGCAUGCGCUGCGUCUGCGCGGAGCAUCCUUCCGUACACGUCCUUCCGCCGUGCAGCUACACGGCGUAUAGUCGGCCAUUUUUACCGUGUCCAGCGAGGCAGGAGGUUGUCCUUUGCGAUCGUUCUUCUUACGAUAAGAAGUAACGAUCUUUCAAUAUGGUUAACGGAAGAAUUCCAUCAGUCUUUUCCAAGACUUAUGUUACUCCCAGGAGACCAUAUGAGAAAGCUCGUCUGGACCAAGAGUUACGUAUUAUUGGAGAAUAUGGACUCCGUAAUAAGCGUGAGGUAUGGCGAGUGAAAUAUACACUGGCCAAAAUUCGUAAAGCUGCUCGUGAGUUGCUCACCUUGGAAGAAAAAGACCCAAAGCGUCUUUUUGAAGGAAACGCUUUGUUGCGCCGUCUGGUAAGGAUUGGUGUAUUGAAUGAAGGUCACAUGAAGCUCGAUUAUGUAUUGGGCCUAAAGAUUGAAGACUUCUUAGAGCGACGUCUGCAGACUCAAGUAUUUAAGAUGGGUCUGGCCAAGUCUAUUCAUCACGCCCGUGUUCUUAUUCGUCAGCGGCACAUUCGAGUGCGCAAACAGGUGGUGAAUAUUCCCUCGUUCAUCGUGCGACUGGAUUCGCAGAAACACAUUGACUUCUCGCUCAAGUCGCCCUUCGGUGGCGGCAGACCUGGUCGCGUCAAGAGGAAGAACCUGAGGAAGGGAAGCGGUGGUGCCGCUCCAGAAGAGGAAGAGGAUUAAACAAUCGUUGUGAUUUUAUUGUUUCAAUAAAUAUGCGACGUGUGUAAUAGA